UUAAAAAACAAUGAGCUCUUCAUCGGUUGCAUCGGUAAAGCCAAACAAAAAGCAGACAUUUAGUAGCAGACAAUCGCGCGGUCACCGCAAGGAUGUGGCCAUCGAUAGCAAGCAUCGCAUCUCCGAUGAAGAUCUUCUCCAAAAGCCAUUCAUUACACCCGAAGAUGUUAUACGUUUGCCGACAAUUGCUAAACAUUACUUGUGUCCGCCCGAAGCAAACGUCUACGAUAUCGAGUUUACAAGAUUUAAGAUCAGAGAUAUGGAAACGGGAUUAAUAUUAUUCGAGAUCGUAAAGCCGACCGCAACCGAUCCAGACGGUGAUGAUGGCCACGAUUUGGACGAUCAGCAAAUGGACGCCAAUUCGGGUCGAUUUGUUCGCUAUCAGUUCACAUCGCAAUUCUUGAAGCUCAAGACGGUUGGCGCUACUGUUGAGUUCCGCAUCGGUGACAAACCGAUCAACAGUUUUCGUAUGAUUGAGAAGCACUUCUAUGGAGAGAAACUAUUGAAGACUUUUGACUUUAAUUUUGGUUUCUGUAUUCCUAAUAGUCAUAACAGUUGUGAACAUAUUUAUGAAUUUCCUACACUUAGUACUGAAUUAUGCGAAGAGAUGAUCGCCAAUCCAUUUGAGACCCGAUCCGAUAGCUACUACUUUGUGGACAAUAAGCUAAUAAUGCAUAAUAAGGCCGACUAUGCCUACAAUGGAGGACUAUGAGGCUCAUCGUCCAAUUUAUAGUUGAUUACGUCCUUUAAUUAAUUAAUUAAUUAAUUUACAAAAAAAAAAUGAAAAGCAAAUCAAUUGACCAAAUCAUACAAUUUUGAAUCACACUAUAUAUUAUUAUUAU
Oppia nitens is the source of this 842-nucleotide messenger RNA. RefSeq names its product protein unc-119 homolog B-like (gene unc-119). The coding region runs from base 11 to 712 and encodes 233 amino acids. Lineage: Eukaryota; Metazoa; Arthropoda; Arachnida; Sarcoptiformes; Oppiidae. Gene Ontology annotation, molecular function: lipid binding. The transcript has 4 exons. The record is from RefSeq and is a predicted model, not a curated record. Gene Ontology annotation, cellular component: cilium. Gene Ontology annotation, biological process: nervous system development; cilium assembly; lipoprotein transport.